This is a messenger RNA of Scomber japonicus (chub mackerel), 1338 nucleotides long. RefSeq names its product zinc-binding protein A33-like. The transcript has 2 exons. NCBI's taxonomy places the organism in Eukaryota, Metazoa, Chordata, Actinopteri, Scombriformes, Scombridae. Bases 1 to 1338 code for a protein of 445 amino acids. The record is from RefSeq and is a predicted model, not a curated record. Gene Ontology annotation, molecular function: zinc ion binding; protein binding.
AUGGCUAAAAAAGACAGUCUUCUUGAACAUUCUUCUCGUCUUGAAAGUUACCUGAGUUGCCAUGUGUGUUCAGAGACUUUCAAAGAUCCUGUGUCUCUGAGCUGUAACCACAGCUUCUGUUCAAGCUGUCUGAAAAAAUUCUGGGAACAAGCUAAAAACAAAAACUGUCCCAUUUGUAAAAGGAAAUGCCCCGAAGAAGAACCUCGAGUGGAUUUUGCACUUAAGAAACUAGCUGACUCAUUUGCUGGGAGACAGAAAGCUGGAUCAUCUAAAACAGAAAAAAGAGAAAAGAAGGUGGAGGUGGUGUGUAGCAAACAUCAAGAAGAGCCUAAAUUGUUCUGUAAAGAUGAACAGAGAGCUUUGUGUACCGGCUGUGAUUUUCCUCACCAAAAAGAUCACAAUGUGGUUCCUGUUGAAGAAGUAAUCAGUGACCUGAGGGACCAGCUGAAGUCUGACUUAAAGCCUCUACAGGACAAGAGGAACAAAUACAAACAAGUGGAGAAAACAUACAAUGAAAUGAUUGAACACUCCAAGAAGCAGCUGUUGUCCACAAAGAAGCAGAUCAGAGCAGAGUUCAACAAGCUCCACCAGUUCCUGAAAGAGGAAGAGGAUAUCUCUGCUGUUGAAGAAAACCUGCAGAAACACAACGUGUCAUUCCUCAGCAGUUAUAAACCCACUCAGACCAGAGCCCAGAGCUCACUAUCAGAUCCACAGCUGGUCUCAGGAGCGCUGAUAGAUGUGGCCAAACACCUGGGCAACCUGUCCUUCAGAGUCUGGGAGAAGAUGAAGGAGGAGGUCCACUUCAGUCCUGUCAUUCUGGACCCAAACACUGCCAGUCCUCAUCUCUGUCUGUCUGAUGAUCUGACCAGUGUGAGAUUUGUAGGCACAUAUCAGCAGCUCCCUGAUAAUCCAGAGAGAUGCAAUUACUUUGCAGAUGUUCUGGGCUCUGAGGGCUUCAGCUCAGGGAAACACAGCUGGGAGGUGGAGGUGGGAGACCAUCCUGACUGGACUGUGGGUUUGGCUAAAGAGUCAGUUGACAGGAAGGGAAAGCGAUUUGUUUCACCAGACUAUGGAAUCUGGUGUUUACUGCAUCACAGUGGAAAAUACACUAAUGGUCUUGGUGGGACUGUCACAGUGAAGAAGAGUCUCCAGAGGAUCAGAGUCCAGCUGGACUAUGACAUGGGGGAUGUGUCCUUCUAUGACCCUGAAGACAAGACUCAUGUCUACACUCACAGAGACAUUUUCACUGAGAAACUCUUCCCUUUUUUUAUCAUUGGAAAGUCUGGUAAUGCUAAAACCACUGAUAUCAAAAUCUAUCAAACUGAGAUUUCACUGUGA